Miscanthus lutarioriparius is the source of this 189-nucleotide messenger RNA. Lineage: Eukaryota; Viridiplantae; Streptophyta; Magnoliopsida; Poales; Poaceae. The record is from the annotation of a GenBank genome assembly.
AUGGAGGUCAUCUGCAACGACUGCCCAGCUGGUGGUGUUAGCAUUUACAACCCAGUGUUCUGGGGCAUGAACAUAGAAAGUGGAAAGGCCUACCACCUUGUCAUGUACAUCAAGUCAACGGAACCAGCAGAGCUGACAGUUCGAUUGACAAGCUCUGAUGGGAUGCAAACCCUGGUUCAGCUACGAUAA